Messenger RNA from Hevea brasiliensis (rubber tree), 2324 nucleotides. RefSeq names its product microtubule-associated protein 70-5. Gene Ontology annotation, molecular function: microtubule binding. Gene Ontology annotation, biological process: cytoskeleton organization. NCBI's taxonomy places the organism in Eukaryota, Viridiplantae, Streptophyta, Magnoliopsida, Malpighiales, Euphorbiaceae. Bases 184 to 1920 code for a protein of 578 amino acids. The transcript has 11 exons. The record is from RefSeq and is a predicted model, not a curated record.
CCUCUCUUUGCGGUCAAUUUCUUAAAGGGAAGGACUCUUUCGUCUAUAUCUUCAAUUAUCUCUUGUGUUUGCCUAACAAGGAUUAUAUAUAAAACCCCAUAACUUCUUCUUGUUUAUUUGUGUUUUGCGAGUGUGUGUGUUGCUAAAAAUAUUCACUUUGGCAUUUCAAGAACCUCAAUAAACAUGGUGGGUUAUGAGGAAAAGCUUCUUGCAGGAGGAGAACAACAGCUCUCCCUUUCUCAACCUGGCCCUCUUGUCUUUGAGCUCGAUCGUCUGCAGAACCUUCUUAGAGAGAAAGACACGGAAUUGGGAGCUGCUAAUGCAGAAAUUAAAGCUUUGAGAACAACAGAAGUUUCAAAGGAUAAGGCUAUAAAAGAGCUUGGAAAUGAAGUUAAUAAACUGGAGGAGAAGCUCACAAUCUCUGAAAAUCUUGUAGAGCAUAAGAAUCUUGAAAUCAAGAAACUCAUAAAUGAAAAGAAAGAUGCAUUAGCUGCACAUUAUGCGGCAGAAGCAACUCUUAGAAGGUUGCAUGCAAAUCUAAAGGAUGAUGAUUCACUUCCUAUUGAGUCCAUCAUAGCUCCUCUUGAGGCAGAGAUUAAAAUGUAUAAAAAUGAGAUUGCUGCAUUACAGGAGGACAGGAAGGCAAUGGAACGCCUCACCAAGUCGAAAGAGUUAGCUCUUCUUGAAGCAGAACGGAUCCUUCAAAGUGCUCUAGAAAGGGCUUUAAUCGUAGAGGAGGUUCAAAAUCAAAAUCAUGAGUUGAAGAAACAGAUAGAAAUCUGCCAGGAAGAGCACAGAAUUCUGGAGAAAACGAAUCGCCAAAAAGUUAUGGAGGUUGAAAAGCUUAGCCAGACCAUUCAAGAGCUUGAAGAGGCAAUUCUAGCUGGUGGGGCUGCAGCCAAUACUAUCCGUGACUAUAAGCGACAAAUUUCUGAGCUACAUGACGAGAAAAGAUUGCUGGAGAGAGAGCUAGCCAGAGCCAAAGUUUCAGCAAAUCGAGUAGCAACUGUAGUAGCUAAUGAGUGGAAGGAUGAAAAUGACAAGGUCAUGCCUGUCAAGAAAUGGCUGGAAGGGAGAAGGCUGCUGCAGGCGGAGAUGCAACGGCUAAGAGACAAGUUAGCUGUAGCAGAGAGAACAGCUAAGGCAGAAGCACAGCUCAAGGACAAGUUGAAGUUAAGGCUAAAGACACUGGAGGAAGGCUUAAAGCAUGUAUCGAGUUUCUCUGUUAACUUCACUAAGCCAGCAAAAACCAGUAACAUUCUAGGAUUUCUAACAAGUAAUGGAGGAUUAAGGAAGAGGUCAACUUCACAGCCAAGGGCUUCCACCAUCAGUAGAGGUAUUCCUUUGCAGCAACCAAACAUAGAAAACGAAAAUACCAUUGCUGGUGGGGAGCUGAAACAAGCUGAUAGCUUCAAAAAGAAAUACUGUUACGCAGAAAACAAAUUGAGAAAUAGUCUAUGGUCAUCUAGGAGUAAGAUUAUUGAUAGCAACGGAAAGGAAAACACAGAAUUGAAGGCGAAUACUUACGCAAAUAUCGACAUGUAUAAGAAUGAUGAUACAACAAUUUCGACAGAACUCAAAAACAAAGCUGGUGGCAAUGAGGACUUACAUUGUAAGAGAAGUACCAAUCCUGAAUGUGAAGACGUAGUUUCAGGAUUUCUAUAUGACAGACUUCAAAAGGAGGUCAUAAAUCUAAGGAAGAUUUGCGAGGCUAAAGACAGUAGCUUGGAUGCUAAAGAUAAAGAAAUUCAGAUGCUCAUGAAGAAUGUUGCUGCACUGAACAAAGCUAUUGAAGUUGAAUCGAAGAAAGUGAAGAAAGAAACUGCAGCCAGAGAGAAAGAAGCUGUAUUAGCAAAAGUGGAUCAUAACAAAAAGUUUGGGAGUAUGAACUCCACUAGAAGGUUAAUGAAAGUGUCUUGAAGAAUUCUUUGAUUGGAUUUACUUGAAAUCUAUUCUACCUUAAAUUAAUUUCAUUCUUCAACCUGGUGUUCUGAUUUUUCCAUGUAAAUCUGGGGCUGCUUUAGUGAUGAUAGAUAGUUGAAAUAAAGUUCAGAUUCAAUGCGAAAGGAGUUCUGACCUUGUUACCUGAUAGCAUGGAGUUGAAUUGCAAUUAUUUCUGCUUUGAGAUAUACUUGAAUGAUUUCCAAUUUGGUUUGCUUUGUGUAUAUGAAUAAAUAGCAAUACAGAUGAUCUGAAAAUUGGAAACAAAAUGUUCUACUCAGCAAGAAAUAUGUACAUAGAAACGGUUUUUAUACAAAUAAAGGCCAGAGAGAUUCAUUGGAAAAUUAUGUGUACAACAAAAAUAUAGACCCCAUCUUGCCUCU